Messenger RNA from Mesorhabditis belari, 2085 nucleotides. The record is from the annotation of a GenBank genome assembly. NCBI's taxonomy places the organism in Eukaryota, Metazoa, Nematoda, Chromadorea, Rhabditida, Rhabditidae.
AUGCCAGCAUUGAGGCGACGCUUCUCUUGUCCGGAUCUCUAUCUGCAACAAGUAAAAGAACUCUCUUUGGAACCCCCAGUUAGCCCAUUCUAUGCUCACAAUCGAACGCCCACCCCGGCUAGUACAAGUGAUGACCCGUGGAGACAUCGAAAAUAUCAACUUUUCAAUGCACCAAAAUCUCAUUGUAUCGAAAUGAUGAAAGAUAUCGAGGAGCGAGUGAGAGAAAAAUAUGCACAUGAAGACGAUGAAGAAUUUGAAGGAAAUGAACGAGAAGACGAGAAUUUUGAUCAAACGGAAAAGGAGCUAUUGGAAGCUGGGAAAGGAAAUAAGACAGAAAACCAGCUUGAUGUGCCAUCAAAUCGAGGAGCGUCUCGUUCAUUGCCCGGCUCGUCGGCUCUUGAUCGGGACACCUCAUCACUACUUGAUGAUGAGGAUGAUUUCGAUGAGAAACGAAGGAGAACCGAUUCGGUUUAUCGACGAAUGUACAACAUGAAUGCGAAUCAUCAAUUGAAAUUCGCAAAUUUGCAUUCUGUCUGCUCGUUCGAGUUCUCUCCGCACAGCGCCGCUUUAAUCGGAUGCGGAAAGAAUUACAGGGAAGAGUUAUCACUGGAAACGAUUAUGCCCCUCGAAUACCCGGACACUUGGGGCGCUGACAAAUACAGCAUUCUGAGCAUCAAGAAAGUCAAAUUUUGUUCCAUGUACUCGUUGAUGGGAAGAGAUGUCUACAAAUUGGUGGUCGAUCGAGCGAAGAGGGGCGCGGUCAACUUCUCCGUGGAACCAGGAAUUGAUCGACUUACUGAUAUGAAGAAAAACUCAAUUGACAUUUUCUUGAGCACCGCGAAAGAGUCAGAGAAAAUGUUCUUCAUGUGGUACUCUUGUGUGUUCGAUCUAGUGCAUGGAUUGAGGCCGAACAUUGAGGAACCCGAUCCAGAGACCGAAGGACAAGUUACAGAAGGACAAGAUAACAAGAAGAAAUCCCCGGAAUGGGAUAUGGACAACGAUGAGUACUAUCGACAGUUUGCGAAUCGAAAGGAUGAACUUUACAGGACUCGAAGCAGACGCGAUAGUGCUGAUGAGUUUGGCUCUGAACUGACUGAAGUGAGGGAGCAAAGUGAUGUCGAGGAUGAGACAGAAACGGUGAAAGCAAGAUCAACAUGCACUGAGGAGAGCUAUGAUUCCGAUGUCACCGAAGAGGAUGAUGAGGAUGAGGCUGAGGCUGAGGCAGAUCUCGUCUGCUUCAGAAUUAGAGGAUUACCCGGACUCCUUCAAUUGGCCUCAAUCGCAACGACGAGAUCCGAAGAAUAUGAGACCGAUCAUUUUGGGAUUAUAGAGAUCUAUUCCGGUCCUGAAAGAAUGGCGAUUCUUCGAUCAAUCGGCAUGCCGAAUCCAUUCAAGAGAACGGCUAUUCGAAAACUUGCAAAAAUCUACUUCAACAAGAACAGCAACAAUUUUCGGCCCUACACUUGCUUGUUGAUUGCGAUGUUAUACGGAGCACACACAGCUGUUGGAGAGAUGUUCGAAGAGAUCAGUAAUGCUUAUGGAAAGCAAACGCCUGGCUCAAUCGACGAUAUGACUGGAGGACCGAUUGGUCAAUGCCAUUUUAUGAGCGAAAUGUGGUCUCGGUUCAAAGAUUUGCAGGAACUUAAGGAGAGGAAUUCAAAGGACUAUAGCACUGGGCACAAGCGAUGGUUGGCCAAAUAUAAGCAGUACUCUUCAGUUAAUGCUCAACCGGAGCUCUACGCUUGUUUAACGUUUAUGGCAAUGGUGUUGGAUACGGCUCACGCUGAGGAGCACAGGAGAACGUUGGCGCUGGAUAUGAGUGUCCCCUUCGUCUUGCGAAUCGCUUUUUGUGCAAUGUACAUGAAACGACUCGAACUUCUCUCAAUUCUAUGCACUCAAAUGGAAGUGGCAAACGAUUUGAACAAGCUGAUCUUUCUCGGUCUUGGGCCCCAUCCUGACAGCAUUCGAGUGUUAUUGAAGUGGGGUCCACUUGGUGGUGGAGAGCCUCCGGUUGGGCGUGGCGGAGGAUUUGAUCCAUUCGGUGGGGGUGAAGGGCGGCCUAAAGACGUCGAGAUUAGUACAAGU